Messenger RNA from Botrytis byssoidea, 1752 nucleotides. RefSeq lists its product as uncharacterized. The record is from RefSeq and is a predicted model, not a curated record. Gene Ontology annotation, biological process: mitochondria-nucleus signaling pathway; negative regulation of transcription by RNA polymerase II; regulation of nitrogen utilization. The coding region runs from base 1 to 1752 and encodes 583 amino acids. The transcript is spliced from 2 exons. NCBI's taxonomy places the organism in Eukaryota, Fungi, Ascomycota, Leotiomycetes, Helotiales, Sclerotiniaceae. Gene Ontology annotation, cellular component: cytoplasm.
AUGCCUUCCAGAUUAAAUGCGCCGGUCUUGACCGUUGACGCCGGACUUAUUCACAAAGUCGAUACAAGAAACGUGGAGAACCUUUACAGCAUGUGGACUGUCUUCUCAAGAUGUGCUGGAUCCUUAGAAGAAGGUCAAAGAUUAGAAAAUUUAAGCUGGAGAUUGUGGAACAGAGAAACCUUUUGCUGUGAACCAACUUCAGAAGCAAACACUACCACACCCAUCAUUUCACGAUCCUCAAGAAGUUCCGAAGGUCUAGAUUCGAAUAACGUUCCAGAAUUAAGUGGAAGUUUAGAUUCACUCGUGGACGAAGAGGCCAUCGAAUUCGAAGAAGGUUCCGAUGCUUCUCCUCUCGAUAUCUCACACCGACAAAUUCACAGACAAGAUUCCUGCAAUAGCAGAAGUCGAGGAAAGGAACGUCACAUUACACCUGAUGAUCUUGAGAAGAUGGUUAUCACUAUCAAGGAAAAGAAAGAUCUCGCUCCUCUUACCAUCUCUACACCUUACCUUGCACCACUCUCCGAGAGAAUCCCAGAAUUCGUUCAACCAAAGUAUGAAUCACCUGCCAUGCCAUCAAAUGAGUCUUUCUCAAUCAACUCAUCAAAUCAAUCUGCCGCCAUGGAAUCAUCAAGCAGCAACUCCGAAAAGAGUGCCACUUCAGUUGUCAAGGGUUUCUCUCUCUCACCUGCACACGUCAGCAGCUCAAUGCGUUCCAUCCCACUCAACACCGUACCAUCCUCGAUACCCACUGCCGAUAUCCUCGCAACAGAUUCAAAAGCACUUGCACCCAAGAAGACGCAAAUGUUCGCUCUUGGUGGAUCUUCCGGUGAAGACUCACUCAGUGAACAAGCAGCUUCAAUGGAUGACAAGCCAUUAACACUCCAACAAAAGAAGAAGCCAGCUAAAUUUAGCUUCGGUGGAUCAUCAAACGAAGACGAGAGCUCUCUACCAAACAGAAUGCAACCACGUAGUGCAUUGACUGACAAACUUCAAAAGCCUUUGGCCAAGAAGCAAACUUCUUUCCAAGAAGAGGUUGCCACUAGAACCAUUCAAGAGGAGGCAUUCGAUGAUGAUGUCUUCGAGACAGAUGACGAGGAUGAUGUCGACGAGUCUGCCAUUGACGAUGACGAUGAUUCCUCUGAUUGGGAAGAUUCAGUCGAGGAUUCUGGAAACGCAAGUAUCGAUGACAAGACCUUCUUUCAACGAGUUGAUUCAAGACCUCAACUCACCUCUAGACGAUCAUUGAUCACCACCAUGCUUCACCAAAACGAUCGUGCUCAAGCACUUGCCACCGAAGCUUCUCGAUCGACUCCAGCUCUUCGCAGAUCCCGAAACUCUUCGCCCAAUGGUCCUUCUCUCGCAGCAUCACCGGAAUCUGAUGAAACCCCUCUUAUGAUGAGAGGACUUAGACCAAUUGCCGAAGUUCCUCGUGGAGCUCAACCCAUUAUCAAGACAACCACCAACACUACCGCACAUCAACAAGCACUUUCACCAAGAACUACAAGAAGAAACAUGCUUGCAACUGAAUUGACUGUGAGUCUUCGACAAAACCUCCUUUGGGAGAGAAGACAAAAGUCAUCAGUCAAUGAAGCUGCUGCAGCUCUCAAACGAAGACACACUGCACAUGAUGUUGCAAACCUUAAACAAUACCCAGAGAAUGUUUAUAUGGAUAAGGAUGAUCAAGCUCUCAACUCAAGCUGGAAUCAAUACUUCAGUCAAGGGUUGGGAGAAUAUCAUUCCAAGGGAUGGUAA